GACCUGUCACCUUAUCACGACUGUUCUUAAUUGGGCUUUCAUCGCAAAAACGGCGGCUUCCAAAAAUAAUUUGGUAGUGCAGAAAACGCAGUGGUGACUGGAUUUGGUUUGUGACCGGGUCCGGAAGUAUCAACAGCUAAGAUGGCAGAGGAAUUACCGCCGCCGAUAAGGUUGAUGAAUUUCGUCUCCGAGGAACAGUUGGACGAAUCAAAGAAAACAAGGGGUGAGCGAGUUGAAGAUGGAACUGCCCAGAGAGAUAGGCCGCUCUUUGAGAUAUUAAAAGAGAACAAAGACAAGCGUGAUGCAGAGUUUAACGAGCGAUUCAAGCACAGACCACCCAAAGCCUUGGAUGAAGAUGAGACUGAGUUUCUUGAAAAACUUGAGGCGUCAAGGAGGGAAUAUGAGCAGCAAAUGGCAGAUGAGGACGCCCAACAGCUCCGGAGCUUCCAAGCAGCAGUGGCAGCACAGGCUACCACGCUACCUGAUGCGAAGACAAUGCCUACUGUACCUAUAGUCCAGGAACAGAAACCAAUCGGGAAGAAGAAUUCGGCAUCUCGACCAUUGAGUAUGAUUGUUAAAGUCAAGCCACAGGCAAAGAAAGCAAGGACGGAUGCUGGAAAUGUUGAAGAGGAAACAGACAAGCUGAAACGACCCAGUCCUACCAUGAAUAAGUCUUCCAAUACAAUGAAAAUGUCAAAUGAUUAUGCUGUUGAAUGCCAUUAUGUUGCUAAAAGUGGCUUAGUUUCUUACAGUGACGAAAGUGGAGAUGAUGAUUAGUAUUUUUGCUGUGAAUGCCAUUAUGUUGCUAAAAGUGGCUUAGUUUCCUACAGUGGAGAUGAUGAUUAGUAUUUUUGCUGGGUCGUUAUCUCAAGAAGUUUUCGGUAUUGCUUUCA
Tripterygium wilfordii is the source of this 893-nucleotide messenger RNA. RefSeq names its product PSME3-interacting protein. Bases 142 to 777 code for a protein of 211 amino acids. The record is from RefSeq and is a predicted model, not a curated record. Gene Ontology annotation, cellular component: nucleus. The transcript has 7 exons. NCBI's taxonomy places the organism in Eukaryota, Viridiplantae, Streptophyta, Magnoliopsida, Celastrales, Celastraceae.